GUUCUCCAGGUUGUCUUUGUUUCUGAUGUCUAAGUUCUUUUUGUCUGUUGUUUUUCACAGUUUGUACUUUUAGGCGCAUGUUUGGCGCCCCCUGGUGGUCACGUGACCAACAGCUAACAUGGCGGCCCCCAUCAGGACGCUGUGCUGCUCAGUGUUGAGACACUCCAGCAAACAGUUCAGCACAACAAGUUGGGCACGAGCUGGAGAACAGUGGAGGAAAGACAAUGGCCUUGCAAGAAGCGGCUCAGAGUACGGACCCCUGACAGAUCUGCCCGACUGGUCUUUUGCAGAUGGACGGCCGGCUCCUUUAAUGAAGGGCCAGAUGAAAAGAAAGCAGGAGAGAGAAGCUCUAGCUAGGCGUAUCGUGAUGCUGAGCUCGGAGGUGGACAAAGGAAUAGAAGCCUGGGAGGAGAAGCAGGAGGAAGCCAAACGAGCAGAGGAGCACAAAAAGUCUCUUUUACUUAAACCCAAAGGGAAGUUACUAAUGAAGAAGAAAUCUAAGAGUUAGAAGAAGAUUAUCAUCCGUUCUGUGGACUUUUCUGAAGCUCUGAGGACCUGUAACGGCUCGUGAUUUCCUCAUUAACAUAUUUCCCUCCUUCGUUUUUACCCGUACAAUAAAAAAUAUUUCCGAGUCAUUUGCA
Menidia menidia (Atlantic silverside) is the source of this 641-nucleotide messenger RNA. The record is from the annotation of a GenBank genome assembly. Lineage: Eukaryota; Metazoa; Chordata; Actinopteri; Atheriniformes; Atherinopsidae.